CUCCGUUCCGCAGCGGGGCGGUGAGGGGUACCGGGAGCACGGACCGGUGCCCGCAGAGGAGUGGAGCUGCCCUGCCUCCCGUUACUGCCUGCCUCCAUGGCUCCCGGGCAAGGGAGAGAUCGGGGAGACUGCUGCUGCUGAGCAUCACAGCACUGCUUUAAACUCAGCCUCAACUUACACAGCCAACGAGGAUGGCAACGCUGCUGGAGCUGCUGAGCAGCCAAGAGAGCCGGGGAACCUGGGUUUUGUCUGCCACUAUCUAAUAAAUGGGAGUAAAAUGGAAUUGCUUACCUGGGUUUUUCCUGCCCUGGUCCUACUGUGCACCCAGCAGCACAGAUGUAUCAGAGCUAUGACUGACAUUGGAGAUUACAUAGGUUCCAACAUCGAAAUAUCCUGGUUACCCAACCUGGAUGAUUUAAUGAAAGGGUAUGCACGUAACUUCAGGCCUGGGAUUGGAGGUCCGCCUGUUAAUGUUGCUCUCGCAAUUGAAGUAGCCAGCAUCGACCACAUCUCAGAAGUAAACAUGGAAUAUACCAUGACAGUAUUCCUGCACCAGAGCUGGCGAGAUGAACGCCUGUCCUACAACCACACCAAUGAGACACUGGGCCUGGACAGCCGGUUUGUGGACAAACUCUGGCUGCCAGAUACUUUCAUAGUAAAUGCCAAAUCUGCCUGGUUCCAUGAUGUGACAGUAGAAAACAAACUUAUCAGGCUCCAGCCAGAUGGAGUCAUAUUAUACAGCAUCAGGAUUACCUCAACAGUGGCCUGUGACAUGGACCUUUCCAAGUAUCCGAUGGAUGAGCAAGAAUGCAUGUUGGAUUUGGAGAGCUAUGGCUACUCUUCAGAGGACAUAGUUUACCACUGGUCAGAAAACCAGGAGGAGAUCCAUGGGCUGGAUAAGCUGCAGCUUGCUCAGUUCACAAUUACCAACUACCAGUUCACAACAGAAAUUAUGAACUUCAAAUCUGCAGGUCAGUUUCCCAGGCUAAGUCUCCACUUCCACCUUCGCCGAAAUCGAGGAGUUUACAUCAUUCAGUCUUAUGUUCCUUCUAUCUUACUCGUGGCCAUGUCGUGGGUGUCUUUCUGGAUCAGUCAGUCAGCUGUGCCUGCCCGAGUGUCAUUAGGUAUAACUACUGUUCUCACUAUGACUACAUUGAUGGUCAGUGCCCGAUCUUCGCUUCCACGAGCAUCUGCCAUUAAGGCACUUGAUGUUUACUUCUGGAUUUGCUAUGUAUUUGUCUUCGCUGCACUAGUUGAAUAUGCAUUUGCACAUUUCAAUGCUGACUACAUGAAAAAGCAGAAGAACAAGCUAAAGGCAAGAAGGCAGAGUGCAGAGAUAAACGUGAAGAAUGCCAUUGUUCUGUUUUCCCUUUCCAUAGCUGGUGUCAGCCAGGAGCUGGCCAUUUCCAACAGGCAGCAUCGAAUUCCCAGAAGCCUGCCUGGAUCUUACGGCACAAUAGAAAUAGAAACUGGAGAGACAAAACAGCGGCAAAUAAUGAAACUGGAUAAGAAGAGUGGUCUGAAGUCCCUCUUUAAGCCCAUUGAUGCCGAUACCAUUGAUAUAUAUGCUAGAGCCGUGUUCCCAGCAGCCUUUGCAGCAGUCAAUGUUAUAUACUGGGUUGCAUACACAAUGUGAAGAACUACAAACUGAACAAUGCCUAUGGACUAAACUGCCCUUGCAGAAACUGUACGGAUCUAUCUGUUCUCAACAGAGCUUGAGGUACUUCUAAAGUCAAGAAAGUCCUGCUAUCAAUUCCUACUAAAACCAGCAAUUUAUUACCCAUCUGAUUUGAGACAGUAAUUACUGUACUCUGCCAAACAAUCCCAUCUCCUAAUUUCCUGGAUUACCAUGAGACAGUUUUUCAUAUGUACAUAUUUGCAGCAAAAGCUUAAAUCUUAAGUUACCAUAGUUUCCUCCACUUUAAGGGUUGAUCAGUAAUGAAGAUUUGGCUUUUCACACUUAGAUCCUUUCCUUUUUUGUAAUAGAAGAGAUAAUCCCUCACUUCCACACAGGAGUAGUUUUCUGCAUUCGGCCUUCUGUGGGGUGGUCCAGGUUUAACAGUAGUGGUGGAGGUUUUAAUCAUAAAAAUCUCACAAACAAAGUAAAAGGGAAUAGAGCGGACUGGGGGCUUUUUCAUAAUUAUUUGUCUUGGAUAGAGUAUUGAAAGCAUUUCAGUGCUCUUAGUGACAGCAUGAAAUAAAAUAUACUGCAUAACAUUCUA
Messenger RNA from Melopsittacus undulatus (budgerigar), 2222 nucleotides. It is a transcript of the gene GABRD, whose product is annotated as gamma-aminobutyric acid type A receptor subunit delta. Lineage: Eukaryota; Metazoa; Chordata; Aves; Psittaciformes; Psittaculidae. The coding region runs from base 278 to 1636 and encodes 452 amino acids. Gene Ontology annotation, cellular component: synapse; plasma membrane; neuron projection. Gene Ontology annotation, biological process: chloride transmembrane transport; nervous system process; signal transduction. The transcript is spliced from 9 exons. Gene Ontology annotation, molecular function: chloride channel activity; neurotransmitter receptor activity; GABA-A receptor activity. The record is from RefSeq and is a predicted model, not a curated record.